This is a messenger RNA of Haliotis rubra (blacklip abalone), 3156 nucleotides long. Its product is annotated as serine/threonine-protein phosphatase 6 regulatory ankyrin repeat subunit C-like. Gene Ontology annotation, molecular function: protein binding. Bases 448 to 1563 code for a protein of 371 amino acids. Gene Ontology annotation, biological process: intracellular signal transduction. The record is from RefSeq and is a predicted model, not a curated record. Lineage: Eukaryota; Metazoa; Mollusca; Gastropoda; Lepetellida; Haliotidae. The transcript is spliced from 2 exons.
CGGUUUGUUUGUGAGGGCGGCAAUGGCGUUGUCUGUAUACAGACGCCCAUUGCGUGGUUAAGAUAUUUGGUAGGUCGUCAUUUAGUCCGGGGUAUGUUAUAUUUACACCCGGAUCAUCGUGUUAAAUAGCGGAGGUUAGGGGUUGAAGCUGAGGUAUUGGUUUACUAGGAUGUGAAACCGAUAUAGUCCCGAGUGGCGUCACGCGGACAACAAUGAGUUGUGAACACGAGGAUGUUGAUUUCUCGUCUGGAUUAUUCUGUGUCUUUGUUCGGUGGUGAUGUCGAUUGCACGUUCAUGGGAUGAUGUGAUUUGGUGUCCGAGAGACAGUUUUGUGUCGCAGAUGAAGAAUCCUUGACCUGCUGAGUCAGUGACGUCAUUGCCGAUCCAGGCUAGGACUUACUGAUCUUCACCUACCACUUCCCCACCAAGAGUUGUCUUCCCUUCGCCAUGCCCGUGUUUGUUAAUGACGACUACCUGUUGUUCGAGGCUGUGAAAUGGGGCAAGCGAGACAAGGUCCGCGGACUGUUGUCGUCGGGAUGUCACCGUAACCUCCGGGACGAUGGAGGCAGGACGGCUGUUCACUGGGCGGCUGAGAGGGACUAUCUGGACGUCCUGUAUCUCCUCAUUGACGAGAAAUGGGAUCUCAACACUGCAGAUGCAAAGCAGCAGACACCUCUACUGAUAGCUUGUAAUUACAGGCGGGAGAAUGUGGCGUCUUGUCUGAUAACGCUGGGCUGUGACGUUAACGCUGCAGAUAUGUCAGGCAACACGCCACUUCACCGUGCUGUUCGCAUGGAUAUCGAGACCGUUGCUGCAAUGUUGUGUAAAUUCGGGGCGGAGGUUGAUAGUAAAAAUGGGUCGUGGUGGACACCGUUACACGAAGCUGCAAGAACAGGAAACGAGACGAUCGUGAAGAUGUUGCUAGAACGGGGCGCUGACGUUAACGCCGUCACAAAGAAAAGUUCAACGCCGUUUCUUACGUCUAUAUUCUAUUACAAAAUUGCUCAAAAGAAUACUUACACUAGUCUCGACAGCAUAUUAAAGAUGUUUGUCGACUCCCGAUGUAGACUUAGCCAAAGCGACGGACAAUGGACACCUCUCUCAGCGUCAAUCUCCGUUGAUAACAGUUUCAUCGCCGCCUUGCUUAUUUACAGCGGCUGUAUGUUCGAGAAGCGGACUAAGUUUUCCCGUAGCCUCCUGGUUGAGGCGUUCACCCGAUGUGAACCGUUUGUGAGCAGACUGAUGGUGAUGGCUGGGUACCAGGUGAACCAGGAAGAGGUGGAUAUGUGUUCGCGGAGAAUCCCCUCAUUCUCAAGGACAUUCAUGAGGCUGGUUGAACCCAACACCGACAUCAGUAGUGGGCGUUGUGACCUACUACGCUGGUUACGUGAACAGGCCCGAACGCCCAAAAGUCUCUCAGAGCUGAGUCGAGCUUCCAUCAGACAUUCCUUGAACUUAGGAGCAGACGACACUUCUAUUCUGGACAACAUUUAUCAGCUGCCACUGCCAGAGUGUCUGAAAAACUUUCUAGCCAUGUCAGACUUUAUUUCACGGAUUUUAUGAAUGGUUACAAUUAUUUAGUUAAACUGCUUGGAAAAGAAAGCAUACACACGAAGACUGGAUGGCAUAGGUUAUUAAGCCGUUACUAGGCUGUAACCAGUCACCGAGACACUGCAUAUUCACAGUACAAACCACAGUCAUGAUACCCGUAUUAAUUACAUCACCAUCCAUACCAUUUCUUCUUAGUCACCACGUAACAUGGGUGUAUAUUUUCCUUUCCUCGGCAGUUCAUGUUGUAUAUGGAUGUAUUGGUAAGUGGUAGACAUGACGUUCUUUAAGUCAAUAAGAUUCGACUCCGUGUUGUCAUUACACAUAUCAAUACGUCAUGAUGACGUCACCUGCGCUUCCCUUAUUAUUAUUGGAUGACAAUAUCUAAUGCACGGACAUCCUCGGUCAUCAAGUGUACUUUAUUUCCUGUCUUGUAUAAUAUAUACCCUUGACUCAUAGACUCCACCAUUUGAAAACCUUCAUCUCAGUGUCUCAUAUUUCUAUAUAGCUCUAGUCAGAGUUAUGACGAUGAAUGGGUCCAAGGCCCUAUUUCACAAAGCAAUCGUAACGCUACGCCGUCGUAUGUCUUUGUUAAAGUGUGGGAGUUACGAUCAUCUCAACUCGAUGAUCGCUUCAUGGAACGGGACCCAGGAGAAUAAUACUCUUGAUGACCGAGGAUGGAACAGAUACGUCAGCUAUCCCUCCUGUACAAGGCUAGUCUGUAACCUGAUCAAAAUACAUUCCUUCCCCUGAUGCCAUUUUGAAAGCAAUGCAUUAAGUGAACGUAUUAGACCAUGUGAUAACUCAAAAUAGAUAUUUUUAUUGUACUGUUUAUGUUUACCUUUGUUUCAUUUGCGUCAAGUCCAUGUAGUUUUGUAGGUUAAGUUUUACUGACUUCAUGUAUAAUCCAGGAUUAAGAUCGUAUUGACAUAAAUCCAGAAUCUUCUUUCCCUAAAUAUACAUAUACAGCUCAAACUUUGAUAUGGAUCAUCCGAUAUGAACGUAAAUUUAUCCCUAUCAAAAACGGAGUGGUGUGAGCCUAAUUGGACAUUGACAAGUUCCUUCUACCACCAAACAGUGUCAUGGUUAGCCGUCUUUGAAGAGGUAUCCUAUAUACAAUGAACGAUGAAUACAAGUUGUAUAAGUAAGUCUUGGUGUCACGGAGAAUCAUAUUGCCACUGCAUAAAUAUAAUGGAUUGCGCAAAGAGGUAUAUGUAAAUGUCUGACAUUACCUUCCAAGAAGGUCAGAAGUCGUUUAGCUUACAUUAAGUGUGUUCAUUAGUCAGGGAAUAUUGAGCUUUUGCUCUGGUUGUUGUGCAAUAUCAUCUAUUUUAUGAGUGUUGUAUUGGCUGUGCAUGAUGUAUUGAUACUCAAAGUGCAAGGUGUGAAUGCUUUAAUCCACAGUAUCCCCCGUAUGCCCGUUAUGUUGCAUCAGGAAUCUGUACCUUAAUGGCUGUACGAUGCAUUAGGGUGAUUGUAGGCUCAAUGCUAAAUUCUCGUCACGUUAAUGCAGUGCGCGUCGACCCGUGAUCCGGGAUAGAAUUGGUCUUCAGUAACCCAUGCUUGUCGUAAGCGGCGACUAACGGGAUCGGGCGGUCCGACUCGCUG